AUGAAUCACGUAAAUUAUUAUAACUGUGAUGUUUGUAAUAAAUCAUACACAAGCCAAAAUCAUUUACUUCGUCAUCAGAGAAAACAUAUCAACGAACGUCCCCUCGACCCCUUUAUUUGGACGUGUGGAAUUUGUGGAAAAAUAUUUCGACAGAGACAUGGUCUGCAUCGACAUGUUCGUGUUCACAGUGGAGAGAGGCCCUACAUUUGCAUCAUUUGUGGGAAAUCGUUUAUUCAAAACUGUAAUUUAGUGAUUCAUAUCAGAAUACAUACAGGCGAGAGAAAUUAUUCGUGUGGAAUCUGCGGACGGACGUUCAGUGAUGGUCGAUAUUUACAGAAACAUAUUACAAUUCACACUGGAGAGAAAGACUACGUCUGUUUUUGUGGGAAAUCGUUCCGACACAGUGGCGGACUCUACAAACAUAAAAAAGUUCAUUCGGGACAUAAACCUCAUGUUUGUUUAAUCUGCGGCUGGCGUUUCACUGUGAAAGGAAAUUUGAAAAAACACGUCCUCACUCAUUCUGAUAAAAAAGCUUUCCAUUGUGAUAUUUGCGGAAAAUCUUUCCAUUUAGCAGAACUUUUUCAAAGUCACGUUCGAAUUCACGUAAAUCAACAACCAUUUAAAUGUGAUAUCUGUCAUAAACCGUUAAAUAGGCGAGACAGUCUCAAUAAACACAUGAGACUUCAUACAGGAGAGAAACCCUACAAAUGUUACAUCUGUGGCAAGGCUUUUACUCAAAAUGGAAAUUUAAAUGAACAUAUUCGAACUCAUACUGGAGAGAAACCGUACGAAUGUGGUGUUUGUGGAAAACGAAUGGCUCGUUCAGGAGAUUUGAAGAAACACAUGAAUACCCACGUAGCAGGAGAAAUAAAAAGGUGUGAAAUCUGUGGAAAAGGAUUCGAACGGAAAUGUAACUUAAUUCAGCAUUUAAACAGACAUAAGUUAGCUCAGUUGAAAGGCAAAGAGCCGGUUGACUAUUAA
This is a messenger RNA of Lottia gigantea (owl limpet), 981 nucleotides long. RefSeq lists its product as hypothetical. Gene Ontology annotation, biological process: regulation of transcription by RNA polymerase II. The transcript has a single exon. Gene Ontology annotation, molecular function: RNA polymerase II cis-regulatory region sequence-specific DNA binding; DNA-binding transcription factor activity. NCBI's taxonomy places the organism in Eukaryota, Metazoa, Mollusca, Gastropoda, Lottiidae. Bases 1 to 981 code for a protein of 326 amino acids. The record is from RefSeq and is a predicted model, not a curated record.